This is a messenger RNA of Fusarium redolens, 3084 nucleotides long. RefSeq lists its product as uncharacterized. The coding region runs from base 132 to 2927 and encodes 931 amino acids. The record is from RefSeq and is a predicted model, not a curated record. Gene Ontology annotation, molecular function: hydrolase activity. The transcript is spliced from 3 exons. NCBI's taxonomy places the organism in Eukaryota, Fungi, Ascomycota, Sordariomycetes, Hypocreales, Nectriaceae.
AGCCUGUUGUCCAGCUGAAUUGAACUGAACUCUUCCAUUCCAUGGCACAUGGCGCGUCUUUAAUAGCGACUCAAGCCACUGAUUGUCCUGUUGUGUAUCGAAGUACUUGGUGAUUCGAGUGAGUGACAGCCAUGAACUCGCUCAACACCACCUCGGUGUCAUUCGCUGUGACGCCCACUGUCGUCUCGACUUUGUUCUCUCAUUAUUUCAACAGGAAGCCUUUGCGACAACGUCCAACUGCGCAUCUAUCCUACGAUGAAGGUCUCCAUCUGAUCCGAUCAUUCCUCGAGUAUGCAUCACACCACACUGUUGAAGAACUCCAAGCAUUCACCGCGCAAUGGGUGCCGCAUCCUCAAUGGGUCAAAGUCGAAGAUGUCACCAUCGCCGAGGAUCAAUUGACACGCGCCGCUGAAUUUCUUCAGAAACAACUGGGUCUUGACGGUAUCAAGCAAGUCGGCGGCGAGAAGUGGUGGCAAUGGCGGAAACCUGCGACUCCUCUCGACGCGGAAUGGAUUGAGAUGCGCGCAGAUGCCUAUGAGCGAAAGCAAAACGGAGGAAAAACGCGGCGCGUCAUGAUGUAUAUCCAUGGAGGCGCAUACUACUUUGGUAGUGUUGAUGAACAUCGAUAUCAAAUGCAGCGACAUGCUCGAAAGCUCAAAGCACGCGUUUUCGCCCCUCGAUAUCGCCUUUCGCCGCAGUUUCCCUUCCCUUGCGGCCUUCACGAUUGUCUUGCAGCUUACCUUCAUCUGCUUACCGUUCAAGAUCCUACGACUAUUGUCUUGGCUGGAGAUUCUGCAGGCGGCGGAAUGGUCAUGUCUCUUUUGUGUGUUCUACGCGAUCAAGGGCUCCCGUUGCCUGCUGGUGCUAUCCUCAUCAGCCCAUGGGUUGACCUGACACACUCGUUCCCCAGCGUUGCAGGCGAGGCACCUUUUGAUUAUAUACCACAGGCAGGAUUUCACCACAAGCCUUCUAAAGCAUGGCCACCGCCGAACGAGGACGAUGUUGUGAUGUUGAGAGAAGAGGCAUUGAAAAAGAAAAACGAGACAAAGAAGACGCCUGGCAAGCAUGAACUUAAGGAGAAGCAGCAAGCACCAGUUGCAAAGAAAGAACCGUCAGAUGCUUCAUCAAGAUCGGAGUGGAUCAAUGGUGGAAUUCCCAUCAACCCUGAAAAGCUCCUCUCUGUCACCAUUGACGGCCAACUCGUCAAGCUAAAAGAUCAGAUUCAGAUGUAUACCACCAACGAGCUUCUUGCACAUCCUCUUGUCAGCCCAGUCAUGCAACCUACACUAGGUGGCCUCCCUCCACUUCUGAUCAUGGUCGGAGGAGGGGAGAUUCUACGAGAUGAGCAGAUAUACUUGGCUCACAAAUGUGCCAACCCUGAGAAAUAUGCGUCCCCGGAAGAAGCUCUCACCCCAGAAGGAAGAGCUUUGUUGCAAAAGUACAAGCCCACCGAUGUACAACUCCAAGUAUGGGAUGAUCUUUGUCAUGUGGCACCAACACUAAGUUUCACUCGUCCCGCAAAAUACAUGUACAGGUCUGUUGCCCAGUUUGGUGCAUGGGCCCUCGCUCGAGCUCAGAAACGUGGCAUCGAAAUUCUCGAUGACGACGAUAUAUCAGUCAUCUCUGAAUCUGGGUCCGAUAGCGAAUCCAAAGAAAACGCUCCCAAAACCCCAGAAACAGAAAAGUCAGACUUUCACUCGGAGCCUGGCCGAGUUGGAAAGGCUGGCGACCCUCUCCCGCCGUUCAAGAACCACAUGAUUCGUCAACGAGUCACUCGUCAUGGUGCUACCCUCCCACUGGCCCCUGAGGCUGAGUUGCCAGCAUGCUGUAUGGAACCUGCUUCAGUUGGAGUUGUAAAGGAGGGAACAGUUAAGAAAUGGCUGGCCAAGAAGGAACAGUGGGAUCAUAGAUAUGCAUCAAACAAGGCCAAGGUCCAUAAAAAGAUGGUGAGCGAUAUGGCCAUCGGCUACCAUGAUUAUGGUCCUGGCGAAUGCCCUCCUCCGACUGCAUUGGCUGGCCGACGGCGCGUUGAUUCAAAGCUGGUAGAAGGAAGCAAGAAACAACAGAAGAGCUGGGGUCUGGCAAUGUGGUCACUCUGGGGUUCUAAGCACGAUGAGAUGACAGUCGAACGAGAGAAGAAGGCAGCUGGACAGCCAGAAACAAGAGUUGCCACUGGUGCUGAGGGCGAAGGAGCUCGCUCCUUUGCUGAUAUCGAAGGACAAGAUAGAUCACGGUCACAGCCGAACCGAGCAAGAAGCCGAUCCCACACCAAGGUAGUCACCGACGAGAACCAGACGGGUAGCCAGCCCAUCACUGAGGAUAUGCCAGUUGCUCAUCUCAUAGAGCAGCGAAAGGAGCAAGAAGCUGCCAAGCCCAGUUUACUCAGUCCCGACUAUGCGCCGGAGACUGGUGUAGCUGGUAAGAGACCGUUUCUUGAUGGCAUCGCACUGCCGUUUAGUCUUAAUAAGGAUGCCGAGACGGCUAGUAUGAUGACGCUUCAGUCCAACGUCACACAACUUCCAGGCUCACGACCUAUGAGUCCAAGCUUUCAUGAUGAUGAUUCUACUCAGCCUUCUCAAUCAACGCAGCUUACUUCUCAAGAUGCACCAACUAUUGAGAUUGCAGGCAAGCGACCAUUCCUCGACGGUACAGCAGUCCCAUUCAGCCUUAAAAGGGAGGCAGACACUGCCAGUAUGAAGACCCUGCAGUCGAAUGUUACCGCCAUGCCCACCUCGAGGCCCAUGAGCCCAAAUAUUCAGAUUUCAGAACCAGUCGAGAAAAACCAGGAAAACGAAGUGGAAAAGGAGAAGAAUGGAAUAAACGACGAAGCUGGCUUGGUUGCCACGCCUUUAGAGCGACCUGGCUUAGACACAUUUGUCACGGCUCAGGAGGAGCUGCCCCGAGUCAAGAAAGAGGAGGAAUCAUAAAAAGGAGUUCUUUUUGGCGCAAGGUUGGAUACAGUCAAUUGUUCAGUUUUGUUCAAUCAGGAUAUCCCCGUGUCAAAGCACAAUCGUUAUCGUCAUUUUGUUUCGUUCGUAAGUAAUAUCCAUAGUCAACAUUUCACAGGAAAUAGGAGUGUUCAAG